Chelonus insularis is the source of this 3519-nucleotide messenger RNA. RefSeq lists its product as uncharacterized. The coding region runs from base 1 to 3519 and encodes 1172 amino acids. The transcript has a single exon. The record is from RefSeq and is a predicted model, not a curated record. Lineage: Eukaryota; Metazoa; Arthropoda; Insecta; Hymenoptera; Braconidae.
AUGAGAGCUGAACACGUCGAGCGUCGUUUAGAUCAACAAUUGUCGUACGCAGAACGCAUUGAAAAUGCGUACGAGCACUUGAUGAGUGUUGGACGCGGAGAUGUCUCUCGUCAUCGGAUCGAGUCAAGGCUCCAGGCUCUCAGAGAGGAAUGGGGAAAUUUCAACGUCAACAAUGACGCAAUACUUAUGUGUAUCAGAAAAGUUGAAUUUCCUCAGCGUACUGUGCUCGAACAGCAUACUUAUUUCAUAAACAAAGUUUAUAAUAAGACGUACCAGACGUACUUGGACAACGUUGAAAGGAUGUCGAAUUUACUCGAAACAACAUGUGAGACAGCGUCAACAUCAUCGGCCUCACAGCCUACUUCUGUUAUCACUCAUAUAAAUUCAAGAUUACCACGCAUAGAUAUACGAAAGUAUGAUGGAACAUUUAACAAUUGGUUGCCAUUCAGAGAUUUAUUUACAUCUAUUGUGAUUUCAAAUGCAUCAAUUUCAUUGGUCGAAAAAUUACAAUACCUCAAAAUAAGUUUAACCGGUCCAGCAGCUCAAUUCAUCAAGAAUAUUUCAUUGACUUCAGAAAAUUUUCAAAAAGCAUGGGAUUCUCUUACUUCAUUUUAUGAAAACGAUCGACUCUUAGUUCAAUCUGCAGUUGCAUCAUUAUUCGCAAUUAAAGCGAUGACUAAAGAAUCAGCUUCUGAGUUAGAACAGUUAUAUUCAUCUACAUUACAAGCAUAUAGAACUUUAGAAACAUUGAAUCGUCCCAUUCAUUCAUGGGAUGACAUAUUGGUACAUUUAACUGUCAAUAGGCUAGAUGCUAAUCUAGUGAGAUCUUGGGAAAACUACUUGGGCGCUUCAAAAAGACCACCUACAUGGGAUCAACUUGAGAGCUUCUUAAAAACCAAAAUGGUUUCACUUCAAUCCUUUGAAAAGAUUCCUAAAAAAUUAUCAGGAACUAAUAAUUCAAGACAACAUCAUUUCAAGUCACAUCAUUCGACGAGUCAAGAAAGUAUUGGAAAUUCGUUCUCAUCCAAACAACAGACAUGUCCUUGUUGUUCAAAACCACAUCCAUUAACAAAGUGUUCUCAAUAUGCAUCUAAAACCAUUAAACAGCGUCAAGAAUUUAUCAAAUCCAAGAAACUAUGCUAUAAUUGUCUAAAAUAUCAUUUUCGAUCAAACUGUAAUUCAUCGCAUCGGUGUUUAAAAUGUGGGCGUAAACAUCACACAUCACUGCAUCAAUUUCAAGAUUUCAAUUCUUCGAACAAACAGGUUCAGUCAUCAACACUGGUGAAUCAGUCAAAUUCAACACACACCGAAGAACCUUCAAAACAAGUCAAUCAUCUUCAUAAGCCAUUACAGGUUCAAGCGAUUGUAUUUUUAGCAACAGCUCAAGUCAAAAUUCUACAUGAAAAUGGAACUUCUCUAGAAGUUCGAGCUCUUAUUGAUCCAGGUUCAGAAAUCUCUCUGAUAUCAGAAUAUGUGGUUCAACAAUUAAAGCUUCUGAGAAAAUCAGCAUCCAUUCCUAUCAUCGGAGUUGGAGCUAAAAGAACUGGUUCAACUAGAGGAUUAGUGAACCUGAAAAUUAAACCUCAUUAUGAAUCUGCAACUAUUAUAGCUUGUCAAGCUUAUGUCCUACCUAAAUUAACUUCAAGAAUUCCUUCAAAGACAUGUCAUAUACCUCAAUGGGAUCAUUUGAAGAAUUUAUUAUUAGCAGAUCCUCAUUAUACCAAACCAGGAGCAAUUGAUUUAAUAUUGGGCUCUGACAUUUAUGGAUCUCUAUUAGAAGGAUCAAUUGUAAAAGGUCCAGAUAACUCACCUACAGCUCAGCUUACUCAAUUGGGUUGGAUAAUUUCUGGACCGUCAAGCAUAAAUUCUGAUCAACGAGAGGUGACUUCAAAUCAUUGUUCAUUGGAUAAAGAGUUGUACUCUCUUUUAGAAAACUUUUGGCAUCAAGAGGAAAUCAUUAGUUCUAAGAAUAAAACCUUAGAUCCAAAAGAACAAGAAUGUGAAAACCAUUUCAUUGCUACUCAUUCUCGUGAUGACUCUGGUCGUUACAUAGUAAGACUUCCAUUCAGGACUCCAGUAAACCAAAUAGGAGAGUCAAAGUUAUCUGCUAUUCGAAUGUUAAAUCAUCUACAGAGAAAAUUCUCUUCUAAUCCUGAUUUUUAUCAAGCUUAUUCUUCGUUUCUUAAAGAAUAUAAAAUGUUGCAUCAUAUGAAUCAAGUAGCUGACGAUGAGCCUGAACCAAAGGUUAGUUUUUAUCUACCUCAUCACGGAGUCAUCCGUGAAUCCAGUAUCACAACGAAAUUGAGAGUAGUCUUUAAUGGCUCAUGUCAAGUAACAAAUGGAAUUCCUCUAAAUGAAGCAUUACAUGCUGGUCCAAAGCUUCAAAUCAAUCUUUUCGAUAUUUUAAUAUGGGUACGGCAAUUCAAAUUUUUAUUUUCUGCUGACAUUGAGAAAAUGUACCGCCAAGUUCAAGUACAUAAAGAUGAUUGGCCGUUUCAACGAAUUCUUUGGAAAGAAGAGGGUAAAAUUAUCAAGUUUGAGCUGACAACAGUUACUUACGGAUUAGUGUGUGCUCCUUACUUGGCUUUACGUGCUGUACUUCAAUUGAUUAAAGAUGAGGGUCAUCAAUUUCCUUUAGCGGCUGAAAUAUUGCUCAAAGGACGUUACGUUGAUGAUGUAUUUGGAGGAGCUGAUACAAUUGAAGAAGCUCAACUUAAAGCUAAACAAACAUAUGAUCUCUGCAUGGCGGGCGGUUUUCCUUUAAGAAAAUGGAUAAGUAAUGAACCAGAAGUUUUAAAGCUCAUCGACUCUAAUUAUGUAAUCAAUACACAAUCCAUUUCACUUAAAGAGCAAGUUGUUCACACUCUUGGCCUGUCUUGGAAGCCUGCAUUAGAUACUUUUCAGUUUAAACUAUUGGAUGCAUCUGUUACAAAAUUCACCAAACGUUCGGUAUUAUCAAAAAUAGCACAGUUUUUUGAUCCACUUGGUUUAUUGUCGCCAAUUUUUAUUAAAGCUAAAAUUUUUAUGCAAGAGUUAUGGGUAAUCAAAACUGGUUGGGAUGAUCCUCUCAAUGAUUCUCAGGUAAAAUCUUGGAAGACUUUUAUUGAUUCAUUGGAUGAGCUGAAUCACAUUGAAAUACCUCGAUGGACUGGUAUGAUGAAGAAUUUAUCUAUUGAAAUACAUGGAUUCAGUGAUGCUUCUCAAUUGGCAAUUGCAGCAGUAGUUUAUAUUAAGACAUAUGGAUUAAAUACAACCCAAGUUACACUGUUGUGUUCAAAAACUAGAGUUGCACCAAUUAAAAGAAUGACAAUUCCCAGACUGGAGUUAUCAGCAGCAGUAUUAUUAACCAAACUCGUCGCUCAGUGUCGACAAGUAUUAAAUCUGAACCAAGCUCCAUGCUACCUUUGGACAGACUCUGCUAUUGUUCAUAUUUGGCUCAAUAAUCAUCCUUCUAGAUGGAAAGAAUUUGUUCAUAAUAGAGUAUGUUUAAUUCAAGAUUUAAUUCCGCAAGCGAAAUGA